This is a messenger RNA of Capra hircus (goat), 4208 nucleotides long. RefSeq names its product intraflagellar transport 122 (gene IFT122). The record is from RefSeq and is a predicted model, not a curated record. Gene Ontology annotation, cellular component: non-motile cilium; intraciliary transport particle A. Gene Ontology annotation, molecular function: protein binding. Gene Ontology annotation, biological process: intraciliary retrograde transport; protein localization to cilium; non-motile cilium assembly. Bases 118 to 3843 code for a protein of 1241 amino acids. The transcript has 30 exons. Lineage: Eukaryota; Metazoa; Chordata; Mammalia; Artiodactyla; Bovidae.
GCGCAGCUCAUUGCCCAUGUGCGUUGCCAGGGGUAACGCAGGUAGACAAAGUGGCUGGCUGAGUGAGGCCUGUUGCUGAGGCGGGGAGGAGGGGCCCGAGGCUUCAGGGAAGCCGCGAUGAGGGCCGUGUUGACGUGGAGAGAUAAAGUCGAACAGUGUGUAUAUGACCUCGCGUUCAAGCCUGAUGGAGCCCAGCUGAUCGUGGCUGCGGGAAGCAGAUUACUGGUUUACGACACGUCUGAUGGCACCUUACUUCAACCCCUAAAGGGACACAAGGACACGGUGUACUGUGUGGCGUACGCAAAGGACGGCAAACGCUUUGCUUCUGGAUCAGCUGACAAAAGCGUUAUAAUCUGGACGUCAAAAUUGGAAGGCAUUCUGAAGUACACGCACAAUGACUCCAUCCAGUGUGUCUCCUACAACCCCGUCACCCACCAGCUGGCAUCCUGUUCCUCCAGCGACAUCGGCUUAUGGUCUCCUGAGCAGAAGUCUGUCUCUAAGCACAAGUCCAGCAGCAAGAUAACCUGCUGCAGCUGGACAAACGACGGGCAGUACCUGGCUCUGGGGAUGUUCAACGGGGUUGUCAGCAUCCGCAACAAGAACGGCGAGGAGAAGGUGAAGAUCGAGCGGCCGGGGGGCUCCCUCUCCCCAAUCUGGUCCAUCAGCUGGAACCCAUCCAGCCGAUGGGAGAAUUUCUGGAUGAACAUAGAGAUCGAGGAUUCCGAGGAAGCCAUUGUCAGCAGAUACUUUCAGGAAAUCCCUUCCACUCUGAAGUCUGCAGUGUACAGUAGUCAGGGUAGUGAGGCAGAGGAGGACGAGCCCGAGGAAGAGGACGACAGUGCCGGGGACGACAGCCUAGAGGAACGCAAUGACAUCCUGGCUGUAGCUGACUGGGGACAGAAGCUUUCCUUCUACCAGCUGAGUGGAAAACAGAUCGGGAAGGACCACUCCCUGAACUUUGACCCCUGCUGCAUCAGCUACUUUACUAAAGGGGAGUACAUUUUGCUGGGGGGGUCAGACAAGCAAGUGUCCCUUUUCACCAAGGAUGGCGUGCGGCUCGGGGCCGUUGGGGAGCAGACCUCCUGGGUGUGGACGUGUAAAGUGAAGCCUGACUCCAACUACGUGGUGGUGGGCUGCCAGGAUGGCACCAUCUCCUUCUACCAGCUGGUUUUCAGCACAGUCCACGGGCUCUACAAGGACCGCUACGCCUACAGGGAUAGCAUGACCGACGUCAUCGUGCAGCACCUGAUCACCGAGCAGAAAGUUCGAAUUAAAUGCAAAGAACUUGUCAAGAAAAUUGCCAUCUACAAGAAUCGAUUAGCAAUCCAACUACCUGAGAAGAUCCUCAUCUACGAGCUGUACUCUGAGGACUCGCUGGACAUGCGGUACCGGGUGAAAGAGAAGAUUGCCAGGAAGUUCGAGUGCAACCUCCUGGUGGUGUGUGCCGACCACAUCAUCCUCUGUCAGGAGAGGCGGCUGCAGUGCCUGUCCUUCAGCGGCGUGAAGGAGCGGGAGUGGCAGAUGGAGUCUCUCAUUCGCUACAUUAAGGUGAUCGGCGGCCCCCCAGGAAGGGAGGGUCUGCUGGUCGGCCUGAAGAAUGGACAGAUCCUCAAGAUCUUCGUGGACAAUCUCUUCGCCAUUGUCCUGUUGAAGCAGGCCACCGCCGUGCGCUGCCUGGACAUGAGUGCCUCCCGCAACAAGUUGGCCGUGGUGGACGAGAACGACAUGUGCCUGGUGUACGACAUCCACACCAAGGAGCUGCUCUUUCAGGAGCCCAACGCCAACAGCGUGGCCUGGAACACCCAGUGUGAGGACAUGCUCUGCUUCUCGGGCGGCGGCUACCUCAACAUCAAGGCCAGCACCUUCCCUGUGCACCAGCAGAAGCUGCAGGGCUUCGUGGUCGGCUACAAUGGCUCCAAGAUCUUCUGCCUCCACGUCUUCUCCAUGUCGGCCGUGGAGGUGCCACAGUCUGCCCCGAUGUACCAGUACCUGGACAGGAAGAUGUUCCGAGAAGCCUACCAGAUCGCCUGCCUGGGCGUGACCGACACCGACUGGCGCGAGCUGGCCAUGGAGGCCCUGGAAGGACUGGAGUUUGAGACAGCGAAGAAGGCCUUCACCAGAGUACAAGACCUCCGGUAUUUAGAGCUCAUCAACAGCAUUGAGGAGCGGAAGAAGCGGGGAGAGACCAACAAUGACCUGUUUCUGGCAGAUGUGUUUUCCUACCAGGGGAAGUUCCACGAGGCCGCCAAACUGUACAAGAAGAGCGGGCACGAGAACCUCGCGCUCGACAUGUACACGGAACUGCGCAUGUUCGAGUACGCCAAGGAUUUCCUUGGAUCUGAAGACCCCAAAGAAACAAAGAUGCUAAUCGCGAAACAAGCUGACUGGGCUCGAAACAUCAACGAGCCCAAAGCCGCCGUGGAGAUGUACAUCUCGGCGGGCGAGCACUGCAAGGCCAUCGAGAUCAGCGGGGACCAUGGCUGGGUCGACAUGCUCAUCGACAUUGCCCGCAAGCUGGACAAGGCUGAGCGGGAGCCGCUGCUGAUGUGCGCCCACUUCUUCAAGAAGUUGGAUAACCCUGGCUACGCUGCUGAGACCUACCUGAAGAUUGGUGACCUCAAGUCCUUGGUUCAGCUACAUGUGGAGACCCAGCGCUGGGACGAGGCCUUCGCCUUGGGUGAGAAGCACCCCGAGUUUAAGGAUGACAUCUACGUGCCCUAUGCUCAGUGGCUUGCAGAGAACGAUCGUUUUGAGGAAGCCCAGAAAGCCUUCCACAAGGCCGGGCGGCAGGGCGAGGCGGUCCGGGUGCUGGAGCAGCUCACUCACAAUGCCGUGGUCGAGAGCAGGUUUAGUGAUGCCGCCUAUUAUUACUGGAUGCUCUCCAUGCAGUGCCUCGAUAUAGCUCAAGACCCUGCUCAGAAGGAAGUGAUGCUCGGCAAGUUCCACCACUUCCAGCACCUGGCUGAGCUGUACCACGGCUACCACGCCAUCCACCGAUACGUGGAGGAGCCGUUCAGCUUUCACCUUCCCGAGACGCUCUUCAACAUCUCCAGGUUCCUGCUGCACAGCCUGACCAAGGACACCCCCCUGGGCAUCUCCAAAGUGAACACACUCUUCACCCUGGCCAAACAGAGCAAGGCCCUGGGCGCCUACAAGCUGGCCCGGCACGCCUACGACAAGCUGCAGGGCCUGCAGAUCCCCGCCCGGUUCCAGAAGUCCAUUGAACUGGGCAGCCUGACCAUCCGCUCCAAGCCCUUCCAUGACAGUGAGGAGCUGGUGCCCUUGUGCUACCGCUGCUCUACCAACAACCCGCUGCUUAACAACCUGGGCAACGUCUGCGUCAACUGCCGCCAGCCCUUCGUCUUCUCCGCCUCUUCCUAUGAGGUGCUGCACCUGGUUGAAUUCUACCUGGAGGAGGGGAUCACGGAUGAAGAAGCUGUCUCCCUCAUUGAUCUGGAGGCGCCAAGACUCAAGCGGGAGAACAAGUGGCAAGAGAUCACGAGCAACAAUGCCCAGACCCUGAGGCUGGACGAGAGCAUGGACUCCGUGGGGGAAGACGACCCCUUCACGGCCAAGCUGAGCUUUGAGCAAGGUGGCUCGGAGUUCGUGCCCGUGGUGGUGAGCCGCUCCGUGCUGCGCUCCAUGAGCCGGCGGGACGUCCUCAUCAAGCGCUGGCCGCCGCCCCUGCAGUGGCAGUACUUCCGCUCCCUGCUGCCCGACGCCUCCAUCACCAUGUGCCCCUCCUGCUUCCAGAUGUUCCACUCGGAGGACUAUGAGCUGCUGCUGCUUCAGCACACCUGCUGCCCCUACUGCCGGCGGCGCGUGGACGACCCCAGCCCCUGACCAGGCCCCUGAGGACCGCCGCCCUGCCCGGCCGCUGCCCGUCUCGGGGCCAUCGAAGGAAGAGUUAAACUGUCAGACUGUGUCUUCUGCCCCGAUCGAGUGUGUAUCUUAGGGAGGGGCCUUGUGUAACCAUGAAACUCCUAUUUAUGGCAUUUUGUGUCUUGUGAAUAGCACCAGGAGAUGGAGGAGAGAACGAACAUAUAUUUUCUAAGAGAGAGAGAGAAAAAAUCUGUUCGUUUCAGAACGGCUCGGAGUUGUUUGCGGCAGUCUGCCGGAGUCCACGGAUCUGUCAGACCGUUCACAUGUACACUUUGCGAACAGAUUGCCUCAAUAAUUACAAAUAAAAGGGCUACUUAUUUUCAUCA